Galeopterus variegatus (Sunda flying lemur) is the source of this 1474-nucleotide messenger RNA. RefSeq names its product protein C (inactivator of coagulation factors Va and VIIIa) (gene PROC). Bases 1 to 1467 code for a protein of 488 amino acids. Gene Ontology annotation, molecular function: serine-type endopeptidase activity; calcium ion binding. Lineage: Eukaryota; Metazoa; Chordata; Mammalia; Dermoptera; Cynocephalidae. The record is from RefSeq and is a predicted model, not a curated record. Gene Ontology annotation, biological process: blood coagulation; proteolysis. Gene Ontology annotation, cellular component: extracellular region. The transcript has 8 exons.
AUGGCGGCAGGAGGGCAAACUUACAGUCUCUCCACAGCCCACCCCUGUGUCAGCAACUUCAGAAUGUGGCAGCUCGCAAGCCUCUUGCUGUUCACGGCCACCUGGGGAAUUUCCAGCACUCCAGCUCCUCCUGACUCGGUGUUCUCCAGCAGCGAGCGCGCGCACCAGGUGCUGCGGCUCCGCAAACGCGCCAACAGCUUCCUGGAGGAGCUCCGGCCAGGCAACCUGGAGCGGGAGUGCAGAGAGGAGAGGUGUGAAUUCGAGGAGGCCCAGGAGAUUUUCCAAAAUGUGGACGAGACACUGACCUUCUGGGCCAAGUACUUCGGUGAGUGCGUUCCAGACCCCUGGCUGGGCCGCCCGUGCUGCUCCCUUGGGGUCGCUGGGUUGGGGGGGGGCGCGGUGAGCUGGGCGGCCGGGGCCGGGGGCGGCGGGGCCGCGCACUUCGCGCCACCGCCCGCUGUCAGCGCUGCCUUCCUGUCGCCAGAGGUGCGCUUCUUCAACUGCUCGGUGGACAACGGCGGCUGCGCGCACUACUGCCUGGAGGAGGGCGGCAGGCGCCUGUGCAGCUGCGCGCCGGGCUACAAGCUGGGGGACGACCACGUGCAGUGCCAGCCCGAGGUGAGGUUCCCUUGUGGGAGGCUGGGGAUGCACAUGGAGAUGAAGCGCAGUCACUUGAAACACAACACAGACCAAGUGAACCAGAUGGGCCCGCGGAUCGUCGAUGGGAAGUUGACCAGACAGGGAGACAGCCCCUGGCAGGUGGUCCUGCUGGACUCAAAGAAGAAGCUGGCCUGCGGAGCAGUGCUCAUCCACACAUCCUGGGUGCUGACGGCGGCCCACUGCAUGGAGGACUCCAGGAAGCUCAUCGUCAGGCUUGGGGAGUAUGACCUGCGGCGCAUAGAUAAUUUGGAGAUGGAGGUGGACAUCAAGGAGGUCCUCAUCCACCCCAACUACAGCAAAAGUACCACCGACAAUGACAUCGCGCUGCUUCAGCUGGCCCAGCCCGCCACACUCUCAGACACCAUCGUGCCCGUCUGCCUCCCGGACAGUGGCCUUGCAGAGCGCGAGCUCACUCAGGCUGGCCAGGAAAUGUUGGUGACGGGCUGGGGCUAUCACAGCAGCCGAGAGAAAGACACCAAGAGGAACCGCACCUCCAUCCUCAGGUUCAUCAAGAUUCCCUUGGUGCCGCGCAAUGAGUGCAGCAAGGUCAUGAACAACGUGAUCUCUGAGAACAUGCUAUGUGCGGGCAUCCUCGGGGACCGGCGGGAUGCCUGUGAGGGUGACAGUGGGGGGCCCAUGGUCACUUCCUUCCAUGGCACCUGGUUCCUGGUGGGCUUGGUGAGCUGGGGUGAGGGCUGUGGGCUCCUUCACAACUACGGUGUUUACACCAAAGUCAGCCGCUACCUUGACUGGAUCCACGGCCACAUCAGAGAUAAGGAAGCCUCGCUCAAGAGCCAGGCGCCUUAGCAUCCCC